CCGGGCCGGGCGGUGCUCCCCGGGGCAGGCGGACCCCCCGGGGCAGACGGUGCUCCCGGUGCGGGAGACGAGCGAGGAGAGCCAGCCCGUCUGGAGAGCGCUCAGCAGCAUAAAUCAGCGCCGGGAUCCGGCCCAACUCCCGGAGCAACACCAUGAGCUCAUCCCGGGAACUCCUUCCCCUCCGCCCCGGGCAGCGGGGGGGGGAGCGGCGGCACCGCUGGAGCCCCCGCCGUGGCUCUGGGCGGCGGUGGCAGCGCGGUGCCCCGCGGGCAGCGCCCGAGCCCGCCCGUUGCCACCGGAGCCAGCCCGGGGAUGCUCGGACCGGUCGAGCCGUUUUCCCGCUGAGCACCGGCCAAGGCGGGCGGGCGGCCCGCGGUGUCCCGGUUGUGUUUACUCCUGUUUCCCCGGGCUCCAUAACAACGGAGGGGGCGGGGGGGCGCCCCAGCCCCGUUCCCCCGGCUCCAGCUCCGCGCCAGCGGCUCAACGCACGCCAGCGACCCCGGACGUACGCGCGGUUCACGGGGGCACCGCUCAAGGUGCACCGGGUCACCAGCCCCUGGAGAAGCCCCUCCGGGUCCCUCCCUGCGCUGAAGACGCGGGACAAAGGCACCAUCUCCAAAACGCAGCAGAUCAUAACCCACCUCAGGAAACAGAAGUAUAAUGCCGACUACGACCUCUCGGCUACGCAAGGUGCGGACACGCUGGCUUUCGUGUCCCUGCUGGAAGAGAAACUGCUGCCGGUGCUGAUCCACACGUUCUGGGUGGACGCAAAGAACUACGUGGAGCACACGCGCAAGUGGUACGCGGAAACCGUCCCCUUCCCGCUCAACUUCUUCCUGCCCAACUGCAUGCACAAGCGGCACGUGGAGCGGCUGCAGCUUCUCUGGGGAGACGGCUACAUGGAGGAUGAGGAGAAGCUGGAGAAAGAGCUCUACCGGGACGCUCGGGAAUGCCUGACGCUUCUGUCCCAGCGCCUCGGCUCCCAGAAGUUCUUCUUCGGAGACUCGCCGGCCUCCCUUGACGCCUUGGUCUUCAGCCGCCUGGCGCCACUCCUGAAGGCCAAGCUGCCCAACGGGAAACUGCAGCAGCACCUGAAGUCCCUGCAGAACCUGUGCAACUACUGCACCUCCAUCCUCAGCCUCUACUUCCCCUGGGACGGAGGUGACCCCCCAGCCGGCGCCCCGCGGACCGUGGGUGCUGAGGGCGGCGAGGCGGAGGAGGAGCCCCACAAACGGCGCAACCAGCUGCUGUCGGUGGUGGUGGGGCUGGCGGCCAUGCUGGCCUACGCCUUCCUGAGCGGCAUCGUCUCCAUCCAGCGCGGCAGCACGGGGCCGGCUGCCCGCCAGCCCAUCGCCAUGGAGGAGGAGGAGGAGGAGGAGGAGGAGUGAGGAAGAGCCGCCCAGUCCUUCCUCCCCCUGCUCCCUUGGGACUGUUUUUACACCGUGAGCCUGGCAGCAUCUCUCCGCAUCCCGGCGGGAAUCGCAGCCCUCUGCCACACCAAUAAACCUCCCCCUGUCUCCACUGGCA
Messenger RNA from Columba livia (rock pigeon), 1527 nucleotides. RefSeq names its product metaxin 1 (gene MTX1). The coding region runs from base 153 to 1388 and encodes 411 amino acids. The record is from RefSeq and is a predicted model, not a curated record. Gene Ontology annotation, cellular component: cytoplasm; SAM complex. The transcript has 8 exons. Gene Ontology annotation, biological process: mitochondrion organization. Lineage: Eukaryota; Metazoa; Chordata; Aves; Columbiformes; Columbidae.